AUCAGAGCGCAUGCGCAGACACGGACCCAUUUGACACAGCGAUUUAGCCCAGGAGUUUGGUUUGGUCUGGUGUAAAAUCCACAACAAUGGCCCAGGACAUGACUCUGCUGUGGGGCACCGGCUCUCCUCCCUGCUGGAGGGUCAUGAUAGCUCUGGAGGAGAAGAACCUGCAGGGAUACAACAGCAAACUGCUUUCCUUCGACAAAAUGGAGCAUAAGUCCCAAGAAGUGUUAGAUAUGAAUCCCAGGGGACAGCUUCCCACAUUCAAACAUGGAGACAACGUAGUGAAUGAAUCCUAUGGAGCCUGUUUUUACCUGGAGAGUCAGUUUAAGUCCCAAGGAAACAAACUGAUCCCAGACAGUCCAGCAGAGCAGGCCCUGAUGUACCAGCGCAUGUUUGAAGGUCUUCCAUUCUACGAAAAACUCAAUGCCGUCAUCUACUAUGACUGGUUUGUCCCUGAAGGUGAGAGGCAUGACUCAGCUCUAAACAGAAACAAAGAAGCUCUGGCCACUGAGCUCAAACUGUGGGAGAGUUACCUGGAGAAGUUGGGCCCAGGCUCUUACCUGGCUGGACCACUCUUCUCACUGGCAGACGUGACAAUCUUUCCAACAGUGGCCACACUGUUUAGAUUUGGGUUAUCUGCAGAGCGUUAUCCCAAACUGGCAGAGUAUCAUGCUUUGGUAAAGGAUCGACCCAGCGUUAAAGCCAGCUGGCCGCCUCAUUGGCUGGAAAACCCAAAAGGACAGGACACACUGAAAGAGAUCUAAGAUUUAAGAGAACCCAAUUAACGGUCAGAUCCCAGUAAUGUUGAUGUAGUUUGAUCUGGAUGAAAAGUUUCACCACAUUCAGUAUUAGAUACGUCAAUUGUGUUGAUUUUUUUUUUUUUUCUAAGUAGCUAAAAAUGUUGUGAAAGAUGCCGACUGUUAUAAAUUACUGCCACAGUAGCUGAGGUUUUGUGUGUUGUUUAUUGAUUGGUUAAACAUUAAAAAGUUUAUCUGCCCUUAGUGUUCUCUCUUUACCAAUAAUCGUCUGGUACUUUACACUGUUCAACAUUCCAUCUCUGUGUAGUAACAGGCAGAGGGAUGAGAUCACAUUGUUUAAUUGUUUUCACACAUAUACAUUUACCAAAAAAAAGUUUCUCUGUUUUUUGCAUAAAUACAUAAAUAGAAAAUACAUUACACAAUACAUUUGGACUUUUAUGUCCUAUAAUUAUUUGAUGGAAAAUCAAUUAAACAAAGAUGGUUGCACUUCUUUCUUUAUUGACUAAGAAAAAAAUUCCAAUCUUGCAUUUUUUUAUGUGGCAAAAGUUAAAAGAUUAUGGAUUACUUUUAAGGGAAUGUCAGAGUUGUGUAUUUCAAUCAGUGGUUUGUCUGUGAAGUGUGUGUUGGUGUCUGUAGUCUGUGUCAUGGGUUUGUGAAAGUGGCUCAUGGCUGGAGCAAAGUACAUUUCUGCAGAGUGGGAGUGUUGGAUAAAUUAAUCAAAUAUGGCCUGCAGAGCUGGAAACUCCUGAUUUGAUUUUGUAAUGCAAGUAAAUUCACAAUGAGAACUCUAUCAAAUAGUUUAACUUUGCUUUUACCACUAAAAGCAAUUCAACCCUUAAACUUUUCUAUGUAUCUGUUCUAUAGUCUUUGUGUCAGUUUCUUCUGCAGGUGGAUGCCAGUGUGCUUACAUAAAGUGUGUGUUCUGAUGGGAGGUGAUGUUGGCUCAACUACUAAACAAAUAACUCUCAUUUGCUUAUAACCAUGACUUUUUUUGUAGGACUCAGGCCACAGUGGAUCCCAGGUGAGCCUCUAUGAAACUAAAGUUUGCUCUUUUCAUCUGACUUCCUAUGUACACAUGUCCAUUGAGCUCUCUGAACAAACUGCAUUGUAAAGUGACAUUCUGGGUCUGCACUUAAGUCAAAUAAAGCGAGAUGGCAAAGCCCCA
This is a messenger RNA of Sphaeramia orbicularis (orbiculate cardinalfish), 1926 nucleotides long. Its product is annotated as glutathione S-transferase A-like. The record is from RefSeq and is a predicted model, not a curated record. Gene Ontology annotation, cellular component: mitochondrion. Lineage: Eukaryota; Metazoa; Chordata; Actinopteri; Kurtiformes; Apogonidae. Bases 87 to 767 code for a protein of 226 amino acids. Gene Ontology annotation, biological process: L-phenylalanine catabolic process; glutathione metabolic process. The transcript is spliced from 6 exons. Gene Ontology annotation, molecular function: maleylacetoacetate isomerase activity; glutathione transferase activity.